CUAUUCUAUCUAACGCAGUGAGGAAUCUGGGAAUGUGCAUGCGUUUAAAUGAAAACAAUAGCAUAUGGUUAUUUCCGGGUAGCAGGAACAGUCUUUCCGGUCUAUGACACGUCCAAAGAUGGCAGUGCAAAUAUCUAAGAAGAGGAAGUUUGUCGCUGAUGGCAUCUUCAAAGCUGAACUGAACGAGUUCCUCACCAGAGAGCUCGCUGAGGAUGGCUACUCCGGUGUGGAGGUUCGUGUCACCCCAACCAGGACUGAAAUCAUCAUCCUGGCUACCAGGACACAAAACGUUCUUGGCGAGAAGGGGCGUCGUAUCCGUGAGCUGACUGCAGUGGUGCAGAAGAGGUUUGGCUUCCCAGAGGGCAGUGUUGAGCUGUAUGCUGAGAAGGUUGCUACUCGUGGUCUGUGCGCCAUCGCCCAGGCAGAGUCCCUGCGCUACAAGCUUCUUGGGGGUCUGGCUGUCCGCAGAGCCUGCUAUGGUGUCCUGCGCUUCAUCAUGGAGAGCGGAUCCAAGGGUUGCGAGGUGGUGGUCUCUGGAAAGCUCAGGGGUCAGAGGGCCAAAUCUAUGAAGUUUGUGGAUGGCCUCAUGAUCCACAGCGGAGACCCCGUUAACUACUACGUCGACACUGCUGUCCGCCAUGUGCUGCUCCGUCAAGGUGUGCUGGGGAUCAAGGUGAAGAUCAUGCUGCCCUGGGAUCCCAGCGGUAAGAUCGGCCCCAAGAAGCCUCUCCCCGACCACGUGAGCAUCGUGGAACCCAAGGACGAGCAGGUCCCUUCAACCCCCAUCUCAGAGCAGAAGGGAGCCAAGCCGGAGGCCGCUGCCGUCGCACCUGCGACACCUGUCCCUACAGCAUAACCAUGAGGGAGCCCCAAACCAGAGUCACAAUUUUCCCAGUGUAAGGCAGGUUUAGCGAAGUGUUAAAAAGGCAGGAUAAGUUCCAGUACAGCUUGCACAGUGCUGCUUUGUCGUUCCCCCUGAACACAGAAACCCUGUUUCCUACUAUCUCGGUCUGUCUGCAUCCCACAGCUGGCAGGGACGCUUGGUUUCAGACACCACGUCGCCCGUUGACAUAAAUCUAUGCAUUUUGUUAGCAUAGCCUAAAGGGAGUGCUAAAAAGGUUAAGGUAGCAAAAUGUCUGAUCUAAUUUUCCCUAUUAAAAAAAAUAAUAAUUUAACAGGUCUUCAUGAGUCAUCUGGAAAUUCUCCAAAUACCUUUUUUCAAUUGUUGAUAAAAAUAAUUUUAAAAAUA
Molecule: messenger RNA, 1249 nt
Organism: Oncorhynchus mykiss (rainbow trout)
Lineage: Eukaryota; Metazoa; Chordata; Actinopteri; Salmoniformes; Salmonidae
Product: small ribosomal subunit protein uS3
Biological process (GO): translation; positive regulation of apoptotic signaling pathway
Cellular component (GO): cytosolic small ribosomal subunit; nucleus
Molecular function (GO): structural constituent of ribosome; RNA binding
Source: RefSeq, a predicted model, not a curated record